AGUAAGAGAGAAUCAGACAAACAUGGCGAGUAGCACCAAAGACGCAGAAUCCCAGCAACCCCUCCUACCGGAAAAACAGCCCCUUUGUCGCCGCCAUAGCACCGUGAACCCGCCGGACGAUGAACUAUCCCCGGCGCAAAAAGCCAUAUCCCAAACCUUUCAAAGCACAGCCAACCUUGCCAAGCUCCUCCCCACCGGCACUCUUCUCACCUUCCAAGUUCUCGCCCCUCUCUUCACAAACGCCGGCGACUGCUUCCCCAUCAACCGCAUCAUGACCUCCUGCCUCGUCUUCCUAUGCGCCCUCUCCUGCUUCAUCCUUUCCUUCACCGACAGCUUCCGCGACGCCGGCGGCAUUGUUCGAUAUGGCUUUGCAACCUUCAAAGGCAUGUGGGUCAUUGAUGGCACUGCGCAGCUGCCGGUUGAUGAGGCGGAGCAGUACAAGAUUAAGUUUAUUGACUUCGUGCAUGGCUUCAUGUCGGUGUUGGUGUUUGCAGCGGUGGCUUUGCUUGAUAGAAAUGUUGUAUCUUGUUUUUAUCCGGUUUUGUCGGAGGAGAUGGAGCAGUUGAUUGCGAGUUUGCCGGUGGCGAUGGGGGUGGUGGGGAGCGGCUUCUUCGUUGCUUUUCCGACCACAAGACAUGGGAUUGGAUUUCCUCUAUCUGCUACUUGAAUCUUUUCAAUUCCAUCGUCUUCUUCUUAUUGUCAUGACUUCUUUAUUUACGAAUUUCGUUGUAAAUUUGUCAUUUGC
Dendrobium catenatum is the source of this 745-nucleotide messenger RNA. Its product is annotated as protein DMP6-like. The transcript has a single exon. Gene Ontology annotation, biological process: endomembrane system organization. The record is from RefSeq and is a predicted model, not a curated record. Lineage: Eukaryota; Viridiplantae; Streptophyta; Magnoliopsida; Asparagales; Orchidaceae. The coding region runs from base 23 to 667 and encodes 214 amino acids.